Molecule: messenger RNA, 1157 nt
Organism: Gekko japonicus
Lineage: Eukaryota; Metazoa; Chordata; Lepidosauria; Squamata; Gekkonidae
Product: RNA-binding protein 3-like
Exons: 7
Coding region: 91-546 (151 amino acids)
Biological process (GO): regulation of translation; positive regulation of mRNA splicing, via spliceosome
Cellular component (GO): spliceosomal complex
Molecular function (GO): ribosomal large subunit binding; RNA binding
Source: RefSeq, a predicted model, not a curated record
CCCCUAUAUAAGCGUCGCGCGGGCGGUGCCUCGGCCCGCAUUUUCAGCAGCUCCAGCCCGGGAAACGUGCUUUGACACCUCUUCACCAUCAUGUCUUCUGAAGAAGGGAAGCUGUUUGUUGGGGGGCUGAACUUUGACACAGAUGAGCAAGGUCUGGAGCAGCAUUUCAGCUCUUUUGGUCCUAUUUCUGAAGUUGUAGUGAUCAAGGACAAAGAAACCCAGAGAUCAAGAGGGUUUGGUUUUAUCACCUUUGCCAAUCCUGAGCAUGCGUCAGAUGCCAUGAGAGCCAUGAAUGGAGAGUCUGUAGAUGGGCGCCAGAUCAGAGUUGACCACGCAGGGAAAUCUUCACGGGGAUCCAGAGGUGGCUAUUUUGGUGGAAGGGGGCGAGGCCGUGGCUAUUCCAGAGGUGGUGGCGACAGAAGCUAUGGUGGUCGCUAUGACAACAGAAGUGGUGGUUAUGGUGGUUCCCGGGAUUAUGGCAGAAGUCAGGGAGGCUAUAGCGACCGCUACUCUUCAGGAGGCUCUUAUAGAGACAACUACGACUGAGCUCACACCGAGUAAAAAUCCUUCCUGAAUCAAGAUCGUCCUUCCAAUGGCCGUAUUUAUAAAGAUUUUUGGAGCUUCGCUGAAUCUUUAGUUACCUACUUGUAUCUUCCCCUAUAUAGCUUUUUUGUCACAUGCAGCCCGAAAGCUUUCCUCUACAAGAUGGCCUGUUUAGAGUUUGCUCAAGAGUUUCUUUUUUUCAAGAGUGGUUUUAAAGCAUUUUUGAAAUCUGGUUUUAUUUGUCUUUGCCCGAAGUUUUCUUUUAACUUGACUUAAAUGGGGCCCUAAAACUUAAGGUUACGGUAAACUGGAAGCUGAGCAAAAUUUACUUUUGAAAAAGUGCCAUGCACUUUUUGGAGUUCAAGCCACUUUGGUAUCACUGAAAGGAUUAAAUGGUUCACAUUUAUCAUAAUAUAAUAAAGUCUGUUUUACUGUAUAGUAAACAUAGGACUCUGACGCUUUGAGAGGUUCUUGAAAAUGUUUGUUUAUAUUGUCCUUUUUUUACUGGAAGACAACGUGCAUAAUUCCAUUGACAUUGUAUUUGAAGUGGAUAAGGAAGUUCCUGUACUGAGUUUUUGGCUUUACGAAGCCCAUUAAAAUCCCAUCUGAAACAA